Molecule: messenger RNA, 800 nt
Organism: Dermacentor andersoni
Lineage: Eukaryota; Metazoa; Arthropoda; Arachnida; Ixodida; Ixodidae
Product: homeobox protein Hox-A4a-like
Biological process (GO): positive regulation of transcription by RNA polymerase II
Cellular component (GO): nucleus
Molecular function (GO): RNA polymerase II cis-regulatory region sequence-specific DNA binding; DNA-binding transcription factor activity, RNA polymerase II-specific
Source: RefSeq, a predicted model, not a curated record
CCUGCACGCGUGGGUGAGAGCGUCUCGGCCCGCUGCAGCUGCAGACCGCGCCACAGUGGUCGCCUCGCUUUCAACCCCAGACCACAGCUAUUGGACCGUUGGCCUGGCCCACCGCCGUAGCUGCUGCUGAUUCCUUCAAGAAAGGAGCGUCCCGCCUGCACGCCAACUCGCUGGUUGCUUUUUCGGGACCGACGGUGGUGAGCGAGAACUUCAUGGAAUCGCCCUAUAUUCAACAUUUUUCCCACCCGUGCUCGCCCGAAUGGACGGAACUGUGCUGGCACUCGACACAGGAACACAAGGACUGGAGAGGUGAGGUUCCAGGGUUCCUCUUUCUGGAGCACUCUGGCUGCAGCAGGGACAGCGCUGAUGGAGCAGCUUUUACUCAUCCUGCGCCCAGCUCCCAUGACGCCACAGCAGCCCGUCGCCCAGCGGAGCGUCGAGGGGAGCCGCGCAAAGAACGCACCGCCUUCAGCCGCAGCCAAGUGGAGACGCUCGAGGCGGAGUUCUCGCAGCGCAACUACCUGACCCGGCUGCGGCGCUACGAGAUUGCCCUGGCCCUGGACCUCACCGAACGGCAGGUCAAGAUAUGGUUCCAGAACCGGCGCAUGAAGUGCAAGCGCAGCCGGACCGCACUAAAGGCGGAGUGGGCGCCUAGUCCGUCUGUACCGAAGAGUCCUUUCCUUCUGCAGGCUGACGCAGAUCAAAAGAAAGUCCUCCCAGCGGGCUGUGCUGAAGCUUCCGAACCCAACUGCGUCAACUAAUUACAGGACUAUUUAAAGCUUAUUCUUUUUUCUGCGUCA